Molecule: messenger RNA, 793 nt
Organism: Serpula lacrymans var. lacrymans S7.9
Lineage: Eukaryota; Fungi; Basidiomycota; Agaricomycetes; Boletales; Serpulaceae
Exons: 1
Source: RefSeq, a predicted model, not a curated record
CAUCUGUGAGUCCACCCCAAUCGACGGGGUUUCCAGUGCUUUCCACACCGUCCCCCUCAUCGAUACUAGUUCCAACCAAUACUAUUCCCUUUGUGACCCUGCAUACAUCUACUAUGCUGUCACCACCGAAGUCAUCACAUCAAACAGAGACUCCUACCCUGUCAAUAUCUUCCAUGUCUUCUCCAAUAACGACGAUGACUAGGACAGCGUCUUCCUCUGAAAUGCCCUCCACCUCAUCUCAGUCUCUAACGAGUCCUUCUGGCUCAACCGCACUGUCCCCAACGCAAUUGGGUGAGGAUGAUGCCUUGAAUUCACGUAUGCUCCACGGGAGCAUGGCAUAUCUUUCUCCACCGACAACGGGCCUCCUCCCCCCCAGUUUACCAACGAACACGUUAGAAGGGAAACCAUUAGUGGGAAAUUUCUCGAAUGGAGGUUAUACUAUGAGCUCUGGUCCAUCUCCAUCUGCUUUCUCGACGACCGGGAGCCAUCCCUCGAGCUCUAGUCCAUCUCCUCCACCUGCUCUCUCAGCGCCUGGAGCCCAUCGCUCGAGUCUCACUGGCAUACUUGUUGGGUCCGUCAUAGGCGGACUCGUCCUUGUUGCCAUACUGGUAUUCAUCAUCGUUCGGUUAAGACGGAAAACAUCUAGUACGAUGAAGCCCUACAUCAACCACCGUUCGAGUAUCCUUAGAAACGACGGGCACGCAGCAGACAAACACUAUGACUUAAUAUCAGAUUCCCCCAUUAACUCUUGUGCCCUACCCUACACCCUCCCCGAUAUCCCAAAUACACCCCC